This is a messenger RNA of Oldenlandia corymbosa var. corymbosa, 336 nucleotides long. NCBI's taxonomy places the organism in Eukaryota, Viridiplantae, Streptophyta, Magnoliopsida, Gentianales, Rubiaceae. The record is from the annotation of a GenBank genome assembly.
AUGGAGAGUUCUGAUGCAAUAAGACUGGGUAGUUUCAGGUUCAGUAACUCUAAUGUUUGGGCCAACACUUCAACGGAAGUGUUUUCCAAGUCCUCACGUGAUGAUCAGGAUGAUGAAGAAGCGCUGAAGUGGGCUACAAUCGAAAGACUUCCAACGUAUCUUCGCAUUAGAACUGGUGUUCUGAUUCCAGAAGAAGAUGGCCCUCCAAGAGAAGUUGAUGUGAAACAUCUUGGACCAGCAGAGAGGAAGCACAUUUUGAACCGGGUUUUACAUGAAGGCGAAGACAAUGAGGAGUUCUUGUUGAAGCUUAAACAGCGUAUCGCGAGGGAAUGUUGA